Tuber melanosporum (Perigord truffle) is the source of this 1477-nucleotide messenger RNA. RefSeq lists its product as uncharacterized. Gene Ontology annotation, molecular function: RNA cap trimethylguanosine synthase activity. Gene Ontology annotation, cellular component: nucleus. The record is from RefSeq and is a predicted model, not a curated record. NCBI's taxonomy places the organism in Eukaryota, Fungi, Ascomycota, Pezizomycetes, Pezizales, Tuberaceae. The transcript has 5 exons. The coding region runs from base 1 to 747 and encodes 248 amino acids. Gene Ontology annotation, biological process: 7-methylguanosine RNA capping; 7-methylguanosine cap hypermethylation.
AUGGCCCGAGCCUGGACCCGCGAUAAAGAGCAAACUUCCUCUGCGGAAGAGCAGAUCCCCGAGACACCGCCUGACGGCGUCGAGAUAUACACUGAUGACAAUCCACCUCCGAGAUCUAUAUAUAAUUACUGGUGCCAGAGAUACAGUCUAUUCACUCGCUACGACGAAGACGUUUGGAUAACACAGAACGGGUGGUUUGAGGUAACUCCUGAGAAGGUUGCUAGGAAGAUAGCCGACCACGUGCUUGGCAGCCCUGUCGAGACCAUCCUGGACGUGUUCUGCGGUAUUGGUGGUAAUGCUAUUCAAUUCGCUCUCUCCACCUCCUGCAAACGCGUGAUCGCGGUGGAUAAGGACCAGACGGCGAUUGACUGCGCGAGACAUAACGCGAGGAUUUACGGUGUGCUGGACAAGAUCGAGUUUGUCGUUGGCGAUGUGUUCCAGUUGAUUGAGAAGCAGGAUCCGAGACUCGCGGCGGAUGCUGUAUUCAUGUCACCGCCUUGGGGAGGUCCGAGUUAUCGCGGUUUCGGUGUGUUCAAUUUGGAUACUCUGAAGCCGUAUUCGGGGGCGUAUUUGGUGGAGCAGGCACAGAAGAUUUCGCCGAACUUUGCUCUCUACUUACCCAGAACUUCAGACCUCAACCAGAUUGCGAAGAUAGUGCCUGGUCGAAGGAUACAGGCUAUCCAUUACUGCGUUCGACAGAGGAGCAAAACCUUGACGGUAUAUGCGGGGUGUUUAUCAAAAGUAUAAGUAUUGAUUCUAUUGACUUGAUGGAGGAAGGGUUCAAGCGGGACUCACCAUCCCCAGGUGCCAAGUAAGUAGGGAUAUACAUGUUACCGCAUAGCGCUAAACAGGCAAGUAUAAUGUGCAGUAAUAUACUUGAGUAAAUUUCCCAUUGGAACUACCGCGAGCAAGUACAUAGCACGGAAUCCGAGCAUAAUCCACAGGUGGUGUGGUGUGGUACCCUCUCCGGUCCGAACCCCAUCCACUACGCAAGCAGCCCCGCCGGCCCGAUAUGAUACCUGACCAAAAAUUACCGCGUAGUAUGAACAUGAGCACAGGCACAUAGUAUUUGAAUUCCGCGCGCCCGUGGAGGGAGGGGGUACGAUGCGAGUACCGGUACCGUAAUAACAUCGUGUGCCAAUUAGCGCACCGCUACUCUACCAUCAAUACCGAUGGGGCAUUGCUUUUUUCGUGAUCCUUCCCACCAAUCACCCACCACAUCGAAACGGUUGUUUGCGGGACCAUUGCGGAUAUUGUAUCAAAAAUAAAAGCGGAGAUCCUGGGGUUCUGUACUACGCCGCAAAUUUGAUACCACGAGCACCAUAGCUGGACAGUGCCAGUACCGGCAGUACUCGUAGCACGAACGUGAAAUGUGACUCUCACAGCUGCAGCACAGCCAGGCAGCCUCGUUCAUAUCGAAGAUGAAGAGAGAGAGAGAGAGAAAAAAACGGUUACCGAUACUGAUUUCGUUUUACGG